This is a messenger RNA of Acipenser ruthenus (sterlet), 3121 nucleotides long. Its product is annotated as keratin, type I cytoskeletal 18-like. The transcript has 8 exons. Bases 72 to 1358 code for a protein of 428 amino acids. The record is from RefSeq and is a predicted model, not a curated record. Lineage: Eukaryota; Metazoa; Chordata; Actinopteri; Acipenseriformes; Acipenseridae. Gene Ontology annotation, molecular function: structural molecule activity.
UGUCUAGGUAACUAUCUUCAUACUCUCCAGAGCUUUGCCACUUUAAGAAAAUCCAUACUCCCAAAUUCAACAUGUCCUUCACAGUGCGGUCCUCAGUCGUCCCCCGCUCAUUCUCCAGUACCAGCAUCUCCUCCGGGAUUCCAAUCCAUAGUGCCCUUCGCUCCAGCGCCGCCAGCAUGUUCACUGGGGCCGAUGGAAGGGGUUCCCGGAUCUCUGUGCCCAUUAUCAGGGCAGUUAGCAACAACUUGAGCAGCAGUCUGGAUCUCAACGCUGGGAGCUCUGCUCUUCUCCACAAUAAUGAAAAGGAAACCAUGCAGGGUCUCAAUGGGCGCCUGGCCGGCUACCUUUCCAAGGUGCGAGGACUGGAGGAAGCCAACAGCAGACUGGAGGACCAAAUCAAGGAGGUCAUGUCGAGGACAACACCCACCGAAAGGGACUGGAGCGCCUACGAGAAACCGCUGACAGACCUCAGGAAACAGGUCAGCGACAUGGCUCUGGACAAUGCCAGGCUGGUCCUGCAGAUUGACAAUGCCAGGCUAGCAGCUGAUGACUUCAAAGUCAAGUGGGAAGCGGAACUGGCCAUGAGGCAGGGGGUGGAGCAGGACAUCGGUGGACUGCGCAAGAUCAUUGAUGACACAAGCAUCGGCCGCAUGCAGCUGGAGAACCAGAUUGAGUCCCUGAAUGAGGAACUGGCCUUCCUCAAGAGGAACCAUGAGGAGGAAGUGGCCAGCAUCCGAGCCCAGAUCUCGGACUCCAGUGUCUCUGUGGAGGUGGACGCCCCCAAGGGUGUGGACCUCGGUGAGAUGAUUGCACAGAUCCGAAGCCAGUAUGAGACGGCUGCGCAGAAGAGCCGCGAGGACACUGAGGUCUGGUACAAGAACAAGUUUGAGGAGCUGUCCAUGGAGGUCACCCAGAACACAGAGGCUCUGCAGUCAGCCAAGAGUGAACUGAAUGACCUACACCGGCAGAAAAAGGGGCUGGAGAUCGAACUGCAGACACUGCAUAACACGAACUGUUCGCUGGAGGACACACUGCACGACAUAGAGAACCGCUACAACAUGGAAGUGGGCAAGCUGAACCAGGCUAUCAGGCAGCUGGAGGAUGAGCUUGGGCAGGUGCGCACCACCACGGAACGCCAAGCCAACGAGUACACCAUCCUGCUCAACAUGAAAAUGAAACUGGAGGCUGAGAUUGCUACCUACCGGCGCCUCCUGGAGGGCGAGGAAGAGAGAGCUGAGCCACUGCAGCCAGUGAAUGCGGAGCCUCAACAGCAGAGUAUUAGGAGGGUGGUGGUGAUAAACCAGGAGCUUGUGGACGGGAAGGUCGUGUCUCAGAAAGAGGAAGCGAUCGAGCAAUAAACUAACACAAGCCCUGCUCCUUCUAUUAUUAACCUCACAUGGAUUUAGGGGGUUUUAAUAAAUGCUUUGUACUGCCUCUGCUCAAGGCUGAUCUUAUGCCGAAACAGUAGCGUUUGCCUUUUUUAAAUAACAUAAGUUUUAUAUGGUCAAGUUUCAGGUGUUUUCAUUCAUUUGUUCCUUGUUCUUAGCAAUAAAGAUGGGGUUCAAUUGAUACAUUUCUGUCUUUCUUUCAUUAUUCUCUAAAUAGUGCACAGCUCAUGCUGCAUUUUAAAACCACAGCAUCUCAAAAAUAAAAUUCCUCUGGGUGUGUUUACAUUUACUACACUGUUUACUGCUUUGUGUGCAGUCCUGUUUGUCUACAUUCCCCCAAGGUAGUUUUGACUUUAGAGACAUAAGCUUACUCCCCCUUGAUACUUGCUUACCACUGUGGCAUCUUAUACUGUAAGCCACACAGACCUGCUCCUGUGAUUACUUGCAGCAAUAGUAGGUUAUGAAUUACAUAUUCAAGCACAAAAGGCAAAACUAACUAGAAUGCAGUGUUUUUCAGGAAAAAAGUCAAGCAUUCCUGAAGUGAAAAUGUAAGAGGAAUGAUCUCUCUGACAAAGUGGUUUAUACAUCUCAAAGUGUGUGGUCUGUAUCAUUGGUGGAGUUUCCAUGGCGUGUUUUUUUUUUUUAGCUUGAGACAUCUGCUUGAGAAAAAUGUCUUGUGUAAAAUGCUUUUUUGGGUUUCCAUUCGCUCAGUUUAUUUUACUUGAGUAAACCGGGCUUUUCACCCGACGUCAUGCAAAUUAAUGGGAAAGGUGGGAGUUGUUAUGUAAAUUGGCUUUGUGUAAAGUACAAAGUACUCAUGCUGUUUUUGAAGAUUACUAGUGACAUUUUGUGAAAAUGUGGUUUCCAUGCACAGAGAACUGGUACACAAGUGAAUCUAAGGCUGCAAUAAAGCAAAAUACCUUGUGCCUGGUUGGUUAAUAAUGUGUUUUACUGCUCUUGCCCAAAUUGUUUUUCAAAUGUCAUUAGUGGGGUGUCAUGUUGUUAGUAGUGAAUACUGUUUCAACUCAUUUAUCUUACGACUCAUUAAUUAAAAAUGAACUCGAAGGUAUAAAAUGAAACUGACCAAUAGGUAUUGCAGAUCAACAUGGCUGAAAACCGGCAGAGACUUUAUAUAUAUUACUCUUUCAUUCAGGCAAUACAGCAUAUAGGGGAUCAGGUGAUGCUGCGUAUACUACCCUGGCUUAGAAACCCUAUCCAUCUGGACGGCUGUCAGCUGCUGAGGAAGCAUUCAACACCACGCUUGGGCAAAUACGGGUAGUGGGGAGUUGAAAGGGAGGUGGCAGAUACUGAUGAAACGGACUGAAGUGCAGCAUUAGUUUGUUCCCAAAAUUGCCACUGCCUGCUGUAUCCUGUACAAACUCUUGUUAACAACAAAAUGAGGUAUUCAGGAAUCAGUGGCUGCCUGAGACAGGUGGGGAAGGUUACCAGUGUUGCCAAGUCUCAUGAGAGAAAAAAAAAAACACGGCACUGCCUUUCAAAACAAGCCCAAGCCAUGUUAGAGUGGGUGUUUAUGCAAAUUCCAACCCGCGACUCUCAAAAAACAAGUCUAAUUCCGCUUGUUAUAAGCGGACUUGGCAACUGUGAAGGUUACCUCAGCCGCCAAUUUCAAUUGGACAGCAGCGAUCUGAGGAGGCUUGUGCUGUCAGAGAUGCUCUCCUUUCUUUUAAGUUGUGCUGGAUUUACUGUUGUGCUAAAUAUUAAUGAUGCAAAUA